AAACCGGGACGACGUGCGGGGCGGGGACGACGAGAGGCCGCGGGCCGGAGCCGCGGAGCAGGAAAACCUUCCCGAACUGCCCGCCGCGGAGGCCGGAGCGCUGUGUGUGGAGAGAAGGGAGCGAGAGGGAGAAAUCUCCGUUUCAUGGAGGCUGGAUGUGGUGCAGCAGAACUUAAAGGGCAAGAAGACGUUUUCAGAUUCCCUCGGGCUUUCAUUAAUGCUACCAUCUUAAUGGUGAAGAGCAGUGCACUUCAGGUGUUCUGUGAUGUUUGCGUACGUGCUCGAUCGGCUCAUUUCAGGAUUCAAAACCUUUAAUGAAAAAGCUGUUUAAAAUUUUUUUUAAAGGAAUCCACAAAUUUUGUUUCCCAGGGUUGCACUGGAAUUGGGAGUGUUGUGUACAUACUAUUGUAUAGUUUUAUUUAUUUUUACUGUGCAAAUCAGCUGCAAGAUUUUUUUUUUCCAAGUGCCAUUUCAGAUUUAUUCAUCCUCUCCCCUUCUUCCCUUGAAUAAAUCUGCUGUUGUCAUUUUAAGCAUUGGAAACCAGAGAAUUAUUUUUCAACCUUUGGAGCUUAAGGCCCCCUUGCCAAUAGAAGGACAGCUGGCGAAACUGGAUUAAAAGGAUGGUUUUUAUCUGUGUUUGCAGCUAAGACUGAUAUUUUGAAAGGACAUUCGUUCUGUGAUUCAUUUUUAAGCCCAUAGUGCUAACCUUGAAAAGAUUUGUGGUUGGGGUUUUGGUUUCUAAGAAGGUCACAGUUUUUCCUCUUUUCCUUUCGGUUUUUAUUUUUCUAAAGGGGGGGCGGGGGAAAGGAACCAAGAAGGGAGACCAUGUUAACUGGCAGAAGUCGAAUAGAGCUGCAGUUACCAGGGUCCUGAGAGCUGGAAGAAAAAGGAUUCAGUCCUCAAGUUGGGAGGCCCUUCUCUCACCUUAGAAUUGCAAAGGAUUCAGUACAGCUGAGACUCAGAUCAAAGCUACGGGAUUCUGGAACUGGAGACAACGAGAAACCAUGAGUGUAAGGUUACCCCAGAGUAUAGACAGAUCAUCCACUAAAAAGCAGGCUCAACUGUCCAGCCCCAUUGCAGCCUGGUUAAGCAGCCUGUCUUCUCUGGGAGAUUCCACACCUGACCGCAAAUCCCCCUCCCACCAGCGCCAGCUCUCUGAUACCUCUGAGACAACAGGACUUGUCCAACGCUGUGUCAUCAUUCAGAAGGACCAACAUGGCUUUGGCUUCACUGUCAGUGGUGAUCGCAUCGUUCUGGUGCAGUCUGUGCGGCCUGGAGGUGCAGCCAUGAAAGCCGGUGUGAAAGAGGGGGACCGCAUCAUCAAAGUCAAUGGCACCAUGGUGACCAAUAGCUCACACCUGGAGGUGGUGAAGCUUAUCAAAUCUGGUGCUUACGUUGCACUGACUCUCCUGGGCUCUUCACCUUCCUCUGUUGAUGUCUCUGGGCUCCAGCAGGACCCAUCUCUGACUGGAGUCCCCCGAGUCACCGCCACAAUCCCGCCACCGCCACCACCUCCUCCACCCCUGCCACCUCCGCAGCACAUCACAGGACCCAAACCUCUCCAGGAUCCUGAAGUUCAAAAACAUGCCACCCAGAUCCUCAGGAAUAUGCUGAGGCAGGAGGAAAAAGAGUUACAGCGUAUCUGUGAGGUGUAUAGCCGGAAUCCUGCCAGCCUGCUGGAAGAGCAGAUCGAAGGUGCCCGGCGGCGAGUCACUCAGUUACAACAGAAGAUCCAGCAGGAGACUGGUGGCUUAGUGGAAAUAUUUCCAUUCUAUGGUGACCCCGGACAGAGACCAUCAGAAGGCCGCCUCUCCCUGGAUUCCCAGGAGGCUGACAGUGGCUUGGAGUCUGGGACAGAGCGGUUUCCCUCCAUCAGUGAGGCUUUGGUGAAUCGGAGCUCAGGACUGUCAGAUCUUGGACUAGAGAGUCCUGGCACCUCCCCCGUUAUCCUGGCUAGGCUGGCCCAGCACCACAAACGGCAAGGCUCGGACGGAGCAGUGCUCCCAUGCAGUGACCAGGGAGUAGAUGAAAACCCAAAGCCUCUGAUUAUUGGCCCAGAGGAAGAUUAUGACCCCGGUCACUUCAACAACGAGAGCGACAUUAUCUUCCAGGAUCUUGAAAAACUGAAGUCUCGUCCAGCUCACCUGGCAGUUUUCCUUCGUUACAUCUUCUCUCAGGCAGACCCUGGCCCAGUGCUUUUUUACUUGUGCGCAGAAGUUUAUCAGCAGACAAACCCAAGGGAUUGCCGAAGCUUGGGGAAAGACAUUUGGAAUAUUUUCCUAGAGAGAAAUGCGCCCCUCAGAGUGAAGAUCCCCGAGAUGUUGCAAGCUGAAAUUGACUUGCGCCUACGGAACAGCGAGGAUGUCCGCAGUGCUCUCUGUGAAGCUCAGGAGGCAACCAUGCCGGAGAUCCAGGAACAGAUCAGUGACUAUAGAACAAAGCGCACCCUGGGGCUGGGCAGCCUGUAUGGUGAAAGUGACCUGCUAGACCUGGAUGGGGACCCUUUGCGAGAGCGGCAUGUGGCAGAGAAGCAGCUGGCCGCCCUGGGAGACAUAUUGUCCAAGUAUGAGGAGGACAGGAGUGCUCCCAUGGACUUCGCCCUGCACACCUACAUGAGCCAUGCUGGAGUCCGGCUUCGGGAGGCACGGCCCUCCACCACAGCAGAGAAAACCCAGUCUGCUCCUGACAAGGACAAGUGGCUGCCCUUCUUCCCCAAGACCAAAAAGCAGAGCAGCAAUUCCAAGAAAGAAAAGGAUGUUUUGGAGGACAAGAAGCGAAACCCCAUUCUCAAAUACAUUGGGAAGCCUAAGAGUUCCUCUCAGAGCACAUUUCAUAUCCCCUUGUCCCCUGUGGAAGUCAAGCCAGGCAGUGUGAGGAACAUCAUUCAGCACUUUGAGAACAGCCACCAGUAUGAGGCCCCGGAACCAGGGACACAGCGACUCUCGACAGGAAGCUUUCCUGAGGACCUGCUGGAGAGCGACAGUGCACGCUCAGAGAUUCGCCUGGGCCGCUCUGAGAGCCUCAAGGGCCGGGAGGAAAUGAAGCGCACCCGGAAGGCAGAGAACGUGCCUCGCUCUCGAAGUGACGUCGACAUGGACGCUGCUGCGGAGGCCACUCGCCUCCACCAGUCAGCCUCGUCCUCUGCCUCCAGCCUCUCCACCAGGUCUCUUGAGAAUCCAACCCCUCCCUUCACCCCCAAAAUGGGCCGCAGGAGCAUCGAAUCCCCCAGCCUGGGAUUCUGCACAGAUGCCAUCCUUCCUCACCUCCUGGAGGAUGACCUGGGCCAACUGUCUGACCUGGAGCCAGAGCCCGAUGUCCAAAACUGGCAGCAUACCGUGGGCAAGGAUGUGGUGACAGGGCUGACCCAGAGAGAGAUUGACCGGCAAGAAGUCAUAAAUGAGCUGCUUGUGACGGAAGCGUCCCACUUGCGCACGCUGCGGGUCCUGGACCUCGUCUUCUACCAGCGCAUGAAGAAGGAGAAGCUGAUGCCUCGGGAGGAGCUGGCUCGGCUCUUCCCGAACCUGCCUGAGCUCAUAGAGAUUCACAAUUCCUGGUUUGAAUCCAUGAGGAAGCUCCGAGAGGAAGGCCCCAUUAUCACAGACCUCGGUGACCUCAUGCUGGCUCGGUUUGACGGCCCUGCCCGAGAGGAGCUCCAGCAAGUAGCCGCGCAGUUCUGUUCCUACCAGUCAGCGGCCCUGGAGCUGAUCAAGACCAAGCAGCGCAAGGAGAGCCGGUUCCAGCUCUUCAUGCAGGAGGCCGAGAGCCACCCUCAGUGCCGGCGGCUGCAGCUCCGAGAUCUCAUUAUCUCCGAGAUGCAGCGGCUCACCAAGUACCCACUGCUAUUGGAGAACAUCAUCAAGCACACAGAAGGCGGCACACCUGAGCAUGAGAAGCUCUGCCGGGCCCGGGACCAGUGCCGGGAGAUCCUCAGGUUUGUGAAUGAAGCAGUGAAGCAGACCGAGAACCAGCACCGGCUGGAGGGCUACCAGAAGCGCCUUGAUGCCUCGGCCCUGGAGAGAGCCAGCAACCCCCUGGCAGCAGAGUUCAAGAGCCUGGAUCUCACAACCAGGAGGAUGAUCCACGAGGGGCCCCUCACAUGGAGGAUCAGCAAGGAUAAGACCCUGGACCUCCAGGUGCUGCUGCUCGAAGACCUGCUGGUGCUGCUGCAGAGACAGGACGAGAGGCUUCUACUUAAAUGCCAUAGCAAGACAGCCGUGGGCUCCUCUGACAGCAAGCAGACCUUCAGCCCUGUGCUCAAGCUCAAUGCGGUACUCAUCCGCUCCGUGGCCACAGAUAAACGAGCUUUCUUCAUCAUCUGCACCUCAGAGCUGGGCCCCCCCCAGAUAUAUGAGCUGGUCGCAUUGACGUCAUCAGACAAGAACAUAUGGAUGGAGCUCUUAGAAGAGGCUGUGCGGACCGCCACCAGGCACCCCGGAGCUGCCCCCACAUCCAUCCAUCCCUCACCCCCAGGCUCCCAUGAGCCUGUCUGCCAGAGCCCCACCCCUAGCAGGUCAGGAUUAGAUGACUCGGAAGUGUGCCACAGUGAGCCAGAGCCCAAGGAGCUGCCUGCAGCAGGCACCGGGCCCCAGCAGAGAGCACAGGCGAAGCAGCUGGGACCACAAGAGGAGCUUGAGCAGGAAGACCAUGAGGCAGGAGUGGAGCUGGGGCACCUGCCUCGCCCUUCACCAUCCCCAGAUCGAGACAGCAGGAGCGCCAGGAUGAAGGCCCUCGCCCACCUGGCCCUCCCAGACCCUCUGGUUAUGGGAGGUCUUGCGGAUGCUGCCCUAGAAGAUGUGGAGAACUUGCGGCACUUGAUCCAGUGGAGCCUGCAGCCCAGCCACACGGUGGAAGCACCAGCUGCCAGCGAGCCUGAGGACGACCUGACUCCUACUCCUUCUGUCAUCAGUAUCACCUCUCACCCUUGGGACCCAGGAUCCCCUGGGCAAGCUCGCACCGUGGUUGAUAGGGAUAACACGCAGUUGCUAGGACCAGAGGGAGGCCAUCUAGAAAAUGAGGGUGUAGCUCUCUGCUCUCUGGCACACCUGCCCCCACGGACCAGGAAUUCUGGGAUCUGGGAGUCUCCUGAGCUGGAUAGGAAUCCUGCUGAAGAGGCUUCAAGUACAAGAAGUUAUAAAGUCGUAAGAAAAGCUGAGGUGGCGGGCAGCAAGGUUGUCCCUGCACUACCAGAGAGUGGCCAGUCAGAGCCUGAGCCACCUGAAGUGGAAGGCGGAGCACAGGCUACGGGGAACUGUUUUUAUGUCAGCAUGCCAGCAGGACCUAUGGACUCCAGCAUGGAGCCUGCAGGGACCCCCACGAGCACCUCCCAGCAGGACAGCCUCCCUGGUUGGCAGGCAGAGCUUCGGCCCCAGCAAGAAGGCAGGGUAGACAGAAGAGGCCCCCUGUGCGCCCCCUCCAGGCUGGCCCUCAGUGACGUGGACAGGAUCUUCCGUACCAUCGAGCAGCUCACCCUCAAGCUCAACAGGCUCAAGGACAUGGAGCUGGCCCACAAAGAGCUGCUCAGGUCCCUCGGAGGAGAGUCAUCUGGUGGCACCACACCGGUGGGCAGUGUCCACACGGAGGCAGCCAGAUGGACAGACCACUCCCUGACACCUCCAGCCAAGGAAGCUCUGACCUCUGACUCCCAAAACAGCCUUGAACAGGGGUUUGGUCCUGAGGAAGGCUCUGAAGGCCCUCUGGAGUCCAGUGCCACAGACACAUUUACUUCAUCAGGAUCAUAGUCAUCCAGACCACCAGUCUGUCUCCUCUCCACAGGGAUGGCCUGAGCCUGAGCAGGGUGCUGCGAGACCAAAGCUCACCUUACACGAUGCUGCCGUGGCCUGGGGACACCUAAAUGUCACCUGGUCAGCGCAGAUUGGACAGUCCAGUGCUGUCCCGUUUCUCUCUCCCUGUGGGCCAGCCUCUGCGGCCUCAGCUUCCUAAGUAUGCUGCCACAUCAGAAGGCCCCACAGUGCCUGCCCCUGGCCCGCGUAGCUCCAUAGUACCAGUGUGCAGUGUCCGGUGUGGGCAGCGCCCUCAGGCAUGCAGGUAGAGGGAGGAGGCUUCUGUGUAUGUAGGAUCCAUCCCUCCCUCCUCCUUUGGUUUCUUGUACCUAUGUGUGUCUUUGCUGUUGUAAAUAAGGUGGCCUUUUGUGUUUUCAUCCCGGGAGUGCUUGGGCAGUAACAAAGGCCUGCUGAGGAAUGAGAGCUCCACACCAUCCCCUGAUCAGCAGCUCAACUCCAAGGCCCAGAAUCCUGUCCCGUAGGUGGGGAGGUUCCCACCGCCAGCCCACAGAGCCCCAGGACGCUCCUCUACCUGGGCCUGCAGGGAGUUCUGCCCCCACCUUGCACCCUUUCCCCAUGUACCCAUAGAAACCAGUGAGCCAGUGUAGCAGGUACGGAGCUGGAAACAGACCCUAGCAGGUGGACGGGUAGGGGUUGAGAGUGCUGGGUCCCUGAGUUAAGCCAGGGCCUUCCCAGGGGCCACCACACGUCCUCUCUCCACUCCCCACUGAUGAACAUACACACUGUGCUAGAUGUAUAUAUAUAUAAAUAUAUAUACAUACUUAUAUAUAAAUAUAUAUAAUAUAUAAAAUAUAGAUAUGGAAAUGACUGUUUCGCUGUUGAGAUAAUGUAUACUCUUAUUUUC
Molecule: messenger RNA, 6645 nt
Organism: Jaculus jaculus (lesser Egyptian jerboa)
Lineage: Eukaryota; Metazoa; Chordata; Mammalia; Rodentia; Dipodidae
Gene: Arhgef11
Product: Rho guanine nucleotide exchange factor 11
Exons: 43
Coding region: 1005-5738 (1577 amino acids)
Biological process (GO): G protein-coupled receptor signaling pathway; Rho protein signal transduction
Cellular component (GO): cytoplasm
Molecular function (GO): guanyl-nucleotide exchange factor activity; G protein-coupled receptor binding
Source: RefSeq, a predicted model, not a curated record